UCUUUAAUUAUGGCGUUUGUCAUAUUUCCGGAAUUUAAAUUUAAAAAAUUUUACCGCGAAAAUUAAUGUGCAUGUAUUUGUAUCAUUUGUUUUUUCUAUCUCGUGAAGUUGAUUACAGUACACGAAAUCUGUGAUGUUCCAUUUCGAGCGAAAUUAAUUGGUCAAAAUGGUUAAGUAAAAACAGUUUGUCAAAAUACACUACCGACAUAAUACACGUUCUACGAGUUUGUAUUUUUGAAAAUGCGAAUCAGGACGCAAGAACGAAAACAUGACAUCUGUAGAAACUAUUUAAAAAUGACAUUGUCAAAAAGUUAUUAACUUCUAAUCUUCAUGACAGAGAUGAUAGGAUGUCAUUGGGGGAUCAUCAGAUCUGAUGACCGAUUUGAGUCAAACUGCAUCUGAGGAGGCUGUUUUAUUCCAACGCGGUUACAAGUUUUUGAAAAAGCUGGGCGAAGGUUCCUAUGCGAAGGUAUAUCUAUCAGAGUAUAAGUCAGAUUCAGAACCAGACAAAAACAAGAGACUGGCUUGCAAGGUGAUAGACACCAAUAAAGCACCGAAAGAUUUUGUCAGGAAGUUCCUGCCACGAGAGCUUGAUAUUCUGGUGAAAGUAAACCAUCCCCAUGUAGUGCAUGUGCACAGUAUAUUCCAAAGACGAGCCAAAUAUUUUAUGUUUAUGCGAUACGCUGAGAAUGGAGAUCUUCUUGAGUUCAUACUGAAGAAUGGUGCAGUUCAGGAAGGCCAAGCUCGUGUGUGGUUUAGACAACUUUCACUCGCUCUCCAAUAUCUACAUGAAAUGGAGAUAGCUCACCGCGAUGUCAAGUGUGAGAAUGUUCUUCUCACAUCAAAUUAUAAUCUGAAGCUUGCCGAUUUUGGUUUCGCACGUUACGUGAUCGAUGAUCGGGGAAAACAGGUCCUCAGUGACACUUAUUGCGGUUCUCUAUCCUAUAUUGCCCCAGAAAUCCUUCGGGGUUCUCCGUACAGCCCAAAGAUGUCUGAUAUCUGGUCUCUGGGCGUUAUUUUGUAUAUCUUACUGAACAAAGCAAUGCCGUUCGAUGACACCGAUAUCAAACGUCUGUAUGUGCAACAGAGGAAUCGCAAGUGGAAAUUCCGUACGAAAGUCGUAUCACUGUUGAGCGAGCAGGUGAAGAAGCUGGUCAGCGCUAUUCUGGAACCUGAUCCGGUGAAACGUUUAAGACUGGAUCAGAUCAUUAGUUGCGAAUGGAUCGCCAUGGAUCCUAGACUCUUGACACUCACUCCUGCUGAACAAAUUGCAUUGACCAGCGCGCAGGAAGAAAGAAAGAAAAUGGAAGAAAAGUUCUUCAGGAGAGAUCCUAAAAUUUUCAAAGUGGAGGAGAAGACCAAGAUAGAAACGCAACAGCCUAGUAAAGGGAAACAAGAUGUUACUGUUAUAAAGAAAGCUGGAAACGUGGUAUUGUCUUCUAUAGCAAGCGGACCUUUCUUAAGUAAUGUCUGAGAAAUAAAGAAACGUUAUUGUUCUACCGUUAGCAAUAAUUUAUUAAUACAAUGGAUAAA
Molecule: messenger RNA, 1533 nt
Organism: Megalopta genalis
Lineage: Eukaryota; Metazoa; Arthropoda; Insecta; Hymenoptera; Halictidae
Product: testis-specific serine/threonine-protein kinase 3
Biological process (GO): intracellular signal transduction; protein phosphorylation; microtubule cytoskeleton organization
Cellular component (GO): cytoplasm
Molecular function (GO): tau-protein kinase activity; ATP binding
Source: RefSeq, a predicted model, not a curated record